Molecule: messenger RNA, 4601 nt
Organism: Calliphora vicina (urban bluebottle blowfly)
Lineage: Eukaryota; Metazoa; Arthropoda; Insecta; Diptera; Calliphoridae
Product: calcineurin-binding protein cabin-1-like
Exons: 18
Coding region: 57-4601 (1514 amino acids)
Biological process (GO): chromatin organization
Cellular component (GO): nucleus
Molecular function (GO): nucleosome binding; protein binding
Source: RefSeq, a predicted model, not a curated record
AUAAAAACUAAUGUAAAUUUGCAUUGAAGUAUAUUUGUAUUCCAAUUACAUCAAAAAUGAUCAAAAUUGUUGCUCUCAAUGAUGAUGGCGAAGAUGCAACUAAUGAGGAGGAAGAACAUGUUGCUACCCGGGAAGCCCAAGAAACUAUUGCUGAGAGUGAAUAUAUUCGCGCUAUAAAGUUAAAAUCAGACGGCGAAAUUGAUUUAUGUUUGGACUUGCUUAAGGAAUUACUCCAAACCCAAGUAUUAAAUGAGAAUAUUAAAAACAACCGUAAGGAUAAACUUUGGACAAUUAAGUACAAUUGCCAUAAGAACAUUGCUUUUAUAUUGGAAGAACGAUUUGAGUAUAUGUUUGCACUGCAACAUUAUAUAUAUGCAAUCUUGAUUGACAGCACAGAUGUCUCUACAUUACAUAAGUUUGGUCAGUUAGCCUUAAAAUUGAAUGCUACUGAUUUGGCUGAGUAUGCAUUUGAAAAUUGUCUUGGUCGAAAUUCAGCUCAUUGGUGUGCUGCGGAAGGGAUGCUUGAAGUCAUGAAUAUCAAUCACAAUAUUAUAGGUUUAUAUGGUUGCGCAAGAAAAAUAUUUCAACAAGAUGUAAAUUCUGAGAAAGCUGCACAAACUAUAAAAGAAAUAUCAAAUUUGUUUAAACAAAAUUUAUCAUUUUUGAGGAAAUGUAAUGGGUGUCAGACAAAUUUGUUUUCAAACAAACAGGUACAAAAUGAAAACAGGUUUACAAAUUUGUUUGACGAAAAUCAAACAUUAGCAAAAACUGAAGGAAAUGUUUGUGAUCACCUACCAGAUUUAAACAAAUUUUAUAUUGAGCAACCUAAUUGGCAUUCUAUAGGACAAUUUAUUGUUCGUGUUUAUUCCUAUCUUCAUGAAAUUGAAUAUGAUAUGCCCUUUGUAUUUAAUUUCAACGAUGUACUUAUAAAAAGAAAUGUAAUUGAUUUACCUGAUAUUGAAAAAGAUAUGUCGGAUGUAACAACGACCAAUGUGGAUAAUAUACAUUUAGUUGCUCGCGAACAAGAUUGUGUUUCAAAAAGUGAUGAACUCGUAAUUGAUCAGUUGAAAACUUCUACAACCGAAAAAUCUGAUACUCAGUCUAUUGAUUAUAAUAAUUAUGACGAUUCUGAUUCAAAUGCAAAAUCAGAUGGCGGUGAAAUAAAUAAAGCAAAACCAAGGCGCCGUUGCAGUGACUUACAUUUUCUUGAACAAUGGGGUUGGCAUAAAAAUCGUCGUUAUUCUUCCCGCAAAAAAACUGAACGUGAUGAUGUAGAUUCUAGUCUUAAUGGAUAUUUACGAAAAAUGCUAAUGAAAUAUACAAACACACCAAUUGAACACAAAUGGCCAUUUAGUGCAAUUUCGGGAAAUGACAACAACUCUAAUACUGAAUGUCUGGAAUGUAAAAAACAUUUAUCUGAAGACUCAUUUAAUUUGACAACAAGGAAUGAAUUCAACAACUUUAUUAACAAAAUUAAGGAAAGCUGCAUUGACUUAAUGGAACUGAUUUAUAAAUGGCUUAAAUAUAUGUCAUUCGCUUGGUAUCUGCCAAUACCUGAUAAGCUUAAAAUACUUUAUAUAGAUAUUUUUAAAAUUUACAUGUGUCAUUUUAAUUUAUCUACAUGGAACCAAUUAACAACUACAAAUUAUGAAGCUUCUUACCGGAUAUGUAUCCUAUUUUUGGAAUUAAUGACCAAAAAUCAUCUAAGUGAUAACAGUGAUUUAUGGCGUACUCUGUUUAAUCAUCUACUUUGUAACAUUGGCAAUUGUCAUAUAAUAUCUACAAACAAUUUUAAAGUGUAUCACCUGAAACUGAUUUACUUGGAAUAUUUAGUGCUCAAUAAAGAACAUCGUUAUAAGGAAUGUCUUUCAUGUUUGCAGCAAAUGUAUGACAUUUUAGAACAACAAGAGCCUUCUUUUAUAUUGCAUUUACAAAAUUUAAACAAUAUUUGUAUAAAUAUAAAUUAUGUUAAAAAUCUUCAGUUAAAAUAUAAAAGACAAAUUGAUGUUACCAAUAUACCCAAAUUGUAUGAAGAGGGUUCGUGGGAUAUAUUGGCAAAUAUAAUUGUCGUUAAUAUUGAAUCCAGUGAAAAUAACUAUGACAAUGAAUGUUGGUUAAGAGACAUUUGUGCACAAAUAGAAAUUCUUUUGCAAUCAUUUUGGAUUAUGGCAUCAUAUGAAAACUGUUUGAUAUGGUCCGAAAAAUGUUUCCACUUUGCGGUGUCACAUUAUUUGCAAGAAUCUAAAUCAUCAUUCCGCUGUUCGUUAUUGGCACAAUUAAUAAACUUUAUAACGUCUUAUAUGGAAGCAAUAAUUUUGAAUGAAGGAUUUCACAUUGUUGUUGCUUUAACCAAGGAAAACUUGUCCAGAAUGGUUCAAGAUAUUAUACGUAUUUUGGUCUACCAAUUUGAUGGGACAUUCGAAAAAACUAGUAAUCAUGGCCACGAAUUAAACUUUAAGCGAACAUGGGUUAUUCUGCACCAGCUUGUUCUAAGAGAAGAAAAUGAUAGUCCUAAUAUGAUUAAUAGCAAAAAUGAUGAUACACAAGACGUAAAUGAGAUGAUUCCAAAAUCAUUUUUGAUUUUAUUUACCGCUCAUGAUUAUCUGGGUAAGCGCCAAUGGUGCACUGAUGACAAUGGAGAAUUCCUGCAGUACAUAUUAGAUGCAGUUGUGCUUAAUUUAAAGGCUCCAAUCUAUGAUGUUUGCCGUGAUGUUAUAUACGAGUAUCUUGAACAGGUGACUUAUUGUUUGUUUAAAUACCCUCAAAAAAAAGCACGUUUAAGACAUUUGGAGGACCAUGAAGCUUCUCAAAUCAAACUAUGUUGGCCAAAGGCUAUACAAGUUUUUGAUUUAUAUCGACCAGAAGAUCUGCCUGAAUUUAACUCCUACAAACUAGAAUCAAUAACAUCUGAUAUGGAGCAACUUUUAUUAAGGAUAGUAUCAUUGAUGCCCAAGGAGCUUGAUCCAGCAAUGUCAAUAAAUCAUGUAACAAUGUAUAUUGAAGGACUUUGUGCAUCGCCGCCUAUGGAUGCAAAUGCUUUUAAGUUGCCUUAUAAAGUAUUAAGCUUGUAUUAUUUACUGGCAGAUUUCUAUUUCAAAAACAGAGACUUCAUAAAGGCUAUCAAAUUUUACACACUUGAUUUGACAGUUAAUCCUACAAGAUUCGACUCAUGGGCUGGCAUGGCUUUAUCUAAAGCAAGUAAAAUAGAAACAAAGCUUAAUGGUCUGGAUCCAAUAAGCAUGGAAAACAUCUGGGAAGAGUGUGAAGAAGUUUUACGUUGCUUCGAAUGUUGUAUUAAUUUAAACAGAUUUCAAACACUUUUAUGGAUUGAAUAUGGAUCGUUCAGUUAUACAAUUCAUUCAUGCUUCUCUCGUUAUCUUAAGUGUAAUUCAAAAAAUGUGGAAACAUUUGCCAUCAUUAAUGAAAGAAAAAAUAAAAUGUUAACAAUUGCGUACAAUUGUUUUUCAUUUGCCAAUUCGCUACAAAGUUCAACAUCGUCUGGUAAUAGUGAAGAUAAUGCUGACGCAAAUGACGAGAAAUGGUUAUGUCAAUAUAUGCUUGGUAAAAUAUCUGAAAAAAGGAAGGAGGAGCCAAAAGUAUAUUUAAAUUAUUAUUUAAUGGCGGCCAACUAUCUAUAUGAAAAUAGUGCAACUUAUCCUAUAAAAAUAAACCACAGCAAUCCCACUACUCUUUCUGUUGAAGCUUUAGAAGUUUUUUACCGUAUUAAUGCUGCUAUCAUUAAAUAUCUUCAGCAUGGUAAAGAAAUUACACGAUGUACUGGCGAUAUUUUUAAUAAGAUACUGAAAAAUUUAUCGAACAGCCCAUUUGCAUACAAUAAAGCAAAAAUUGAUGGAAAUUCGCUUAAUAUGUUAAAAGGAAAAAUUAUUAACAAAUUUAAGUCACCAGUAAAUUAUAUUACGAAACAAGAAGCUGUAGACAAUAAUAAAUCAUCAGUUAUUGAGAUUUUAAACAAUGUGGACAAUAUGAAAUCAGUCGAAGAAACUAUCGAAAAUUCAAAAUGCCUAAAAACGGCACUACAGGAGUGUCCCAGUACAUCAACUUCUGCAAUGGUCGCAAGUAGUGGUCGAUCAUCAGUUUUGUCGUCAGAUACGUCCAAUGUUGAGAGUGAAUCAGAUUCCGAUGAAUCAUUGACAGAUUAUGAGAAUAACAUACACAUAAAGGGUGGAGCGUUUAAUGCAGAAGAGCUGAAAAUUGUUUAUCGAAUGGUUGUUCAAAAUAUCGAAGAGUGUGCUACUCGAUUUCCAGAACAUUAUAAAUCUAUUUAUCGAUUAGUAUAUCACUAUAUGAAUUCUCCUCCAGAAUAUUGCGAUCUAACAAAGAGUGAACAACUCUUGCUUGGCCAAUAUAAGACAAGUUUAGGGAAUCUUGUGAAUGGGUUAUUUUACGAUAGAAAAAAUAAUAAUUUAUUUAAUGGAAUAUGGCGAAUACCAUCAUCCGAAAUCGAUCGUCCUGGCAGCUUUUCAGCACACCUGGUAAAAUGCGUUAAAAUUUUUAUCCAGUUACUAUAUAAAAUCAAUGAUCAUAGCAUAUUGGUUGACCUAGCUAUGAAUUUAUAUAAAACUCCAGAUUUGGACAAGUAA